AUGAAGAAGUGGACUGCGUUCAGACGUUGGAUCGGUGCUGAUCGGAGGAAACACCCUGGACAAGAAGUCAACCAAGGCCAAUCAGAAUCUCAGCUGUCAGAUAGCUGUGAUGCGACAGAUCAGGCGACAGCAACUGAGCGAUCACAAGAUGUCAAGAUCUACAUCCCCUAUGAGUCAGCUGAACUCUGCAUCACUCAGAUAGCCGAGGACAUGGAAGCGAUGAAGAAAAGACAUCUGGAGAUGGUGCAGGAGCUGGAGGAGAACUUCCAAAUGACAGCACGGGAGAACCAGGAAUGGACCAUGCAGAGGAUCAGAUGUCAUUAUCAGAACAAGUUGAACACUCUGAGGAGAAUCCUGGACCUCUACCAGGAGAAGGUGGAGAAGAAGAACGCUGACUGGGAGAAGAGAGUAGUGGCCUUGAGUGCACAGAAUGAGCAACUGCUGGAUGAGCAGAGGAGGAGUAAAGAAGAGGCCUUGCGGUGGCACAGAGAAAAGAGCAAAAUGUUGGAGUUGUUCUCCAACAGGCUGGACGUCCUGCACAGCCACCAGGCCUCCACACUACAGGAGCUGCAGAUGGCCAGACAGGAAGUGGGUAAAGUCCAAGAAAUAUUGAUGCUAUCAUCUCAAGAGCAGCAGCAGGAAGCAGCUGAGGAAGGUGUAAGCUCAGAGAACAAAGGACUAUCAGCUCAACAGCAGACUGUGGUCUGCAGUGAGUCUGAGCGACCACUGGAGGGAGCUAAAGCCCGUCUGGAGGAACUGAAGGAGAGCUUGUAUCAGAGGGAGAGAGAGAUCACAGAGCUGCUGGAGGCAGAAAAGAGUCCCAUCCCUCAGCCACCCUGCAGUGUUCUCCUUCCCACUGUCAUACACAAGGCUCAUGCCAUCUGCUCUGCUGUAGCUGAGACCAGAGCUCUUUUGGACCAAAUGAUUGAGGAGAAUCUUGUUGCUCUGGUCAACGCCAGAGACAAACUGGACCAUCUACAGAUGGCCAGAGAAGACAGCAAUGACAGAGAGGAGGAGACCACAGACCAAGAGGGGUCAGAUGAAUAUGAGUCGAGUUUGUCUUUACUACAAGAAACUGUGAGGGAGUACGAGGUUUCUCAACUGGCUUUAGGCUGUAUCAAAACUGGAGAAACCCCUCUUGUGAAUGAUGGUGAUGCAGUCUCAGAACUGGAGGACCUCCUGGGACGAGGAACAAUCAAAACCACAGAGGGAGUGAAGAGUGUUGGCCAUCAACUUCUCCUGCUGCAGGAUCAGGUCAAGAUUGCAUCACUGGUCCAACGAAUCCCGCUGAAGCAAGUCAAAGACGAGAAAAAGAAGAUCAUUGAGAACUACACUUCAGAAAGGACAUUGAGGAAGAAAUACUACAAUAUGGUGCAAGACAUGAAAGGUAAAAUCCGAGUGUUUUGUCGGAUACGACCAGUGAGUCGAUCCGAGACUGUGCAGGGUGGGGCCAUCGUUGUGGAUAAAAUAGAUGAUUACUCUGUUUGUGUGGAGACCCCACGUGGGCAGAGGGAGUUUCAGUUUGACUGGGUGUUCAGUGCUGAAGCCUCCCAAGAAGACCUGUUUCAUGACACCAACAGGCUGAUCCAGUCGGCUAUUGAUGGUUAUAACGUCUGCAUCUUUGCAUAUGGCCAGACGGGCUCAGGGAAGACCUUCACCAUGGUUGGGGACAAGGAACAGAAGAGCCCCGGGAUCAUGCCGAGAUCUUUUAAGGCCAUAUUUGAUAUCAUACAGGAGAACAGCCCCAAAUUCAGCUUCAAGGUUUCGACCUAUAUGCUGGAGCUGUACAAUGACAGGCUGCAGGACCUCUUUGUGAGCCUGGCUGGUGAGGCCCAUGCACAGCCCCAGUCUCAUGGCCAAACCAGGCGAGUGGAGAUCAAGAGGAACAGAAAGGGGGUUGUGUUCGCCCAAGGAGCAGAGACAAAGGAGGCCUCCAGUGCCCAGGAGCUCUACGCUCUGUUCCAGCAGGCCUGCGCCAACCGACACAUCUCUGCCACCAAGAUGAAUGUGGAGAGUUCCCGCUCCCACCUCAUUGUUGGCAUCAUGGUGGAGAGCAGGAAUCUGACCAAUGGGAAUGUGAGCACCGGGAAGCUGAGCCUCGUGGACCUGGCAGGCAGUGAGAGAGCAGCCAAGACUGGAGCCAAGGACCACCAGCUGAAGGAGGCUAACUCCAUUAACAAGUCUCUGAGUGCCCUGGGUGAUGUGAUAUCAGCUUUGUCUGCUGAAAUGCCCCAUGUACCGUACCGCAAUAGCAAGCUGACUGAGGUCAUGCAGGACUCUCUGGGUGGCAACGCUAAAACACUCAUGAUCGUCAACAUCUCUCCCUCAGAGUGCAACCUUGAUGAGACGCUCACAUCACUUGUUUAUGCAACAAGAGUCAAGGCCAUAACCAACAGUGCUCAGAGAAAUGUGGAAAGCAAAGAGAUUGCUCAGCUAAAAGAGUUGAUCAUGAAGUUGAGAUCAGGACAGACAGUGGAAGAGGAGGACGUCUGAAAUGAUUGUGUUUGAGAUGGUUGUGCUUGAAAAAAGCACAUAUUUUAAAUGAUUCAAUGUUUAAUUUAUUGAGGUGACAUCACUACAGGGGCACCAACAGUUGCAUUCAGGGGAUUGCGUGCAGUUUGUUAAUCGGUGCUGCCUGCCUGGGUCUAUAGAAGGAGGCCCCGUAAUACAAGGCCCCACGUGUAACUGAAGAGGCAAAUAGGAAGUCAGUUGGCCAUUCAGUUUGCACUCCUAUUGUAUUGUGUAGUUUGUAGCCCAUUAGAGCUUGUUAGGUUAGGUCUCCAGAGCCAAGCUGCUGCUACAGCUACUGUUACGGGGGGGGGGGCAUAUCACAUGGCUGGGAAUGGACACGCUCACACAUGCAAAGGCCCUGUCCUGUUGUUCUUGUUUUCUUUUUUCAGACAGGUUCACUAAAAUUAGAGCUUUAUUAUAGUGGGUAAAGACAACUGUAAGGAGGGAGGGCUUUAAAGGUUAAUACAUCAAAUGAACUCCCAGGUAUUACUUCUCUUUAAAUGUGCAGAUAGUAAUGUGUCAUAUGGGUGAUUAACUGGGAAAAACAAUAAUUUUAUUUUGGAGCUGCUCCUUGUUUUGUUUUUGUCUCACUCAAGGUUUUGGCUCAGACAAAAGAAAAAGUCACAGCAAAGUCAAACAGAAAUUGUUUGAGCCAGGAUGGCAUGUCGGUGCUGAUGGGGGAUAAAAGUUACUAUUAGUAGACUAUUUUUUGUCUGAAAUUGGGCCCAUUCUGAAUUGUUCAGCAUUUUUAAUCUAUACCGAGGGCCCCACAAGUUGUUCUCUUUGUUACGGCACAUUAGAGCCAUGUUUCCUAGCUUUGCGUGCUGUGGUUUAUUGGCUGCUUUAGAUCAGAGGCCACUCAGCACAUGUUCCCUGUGAUUUGUUAUUCUUUAAUGACAGCCAUGGUUUAAAUCAUACUGUGAGCUCUGUGGACCAGAACAAAGUGAGGGACAAAGAGACAGAGCGCUAUGGAAAGCACAUGGAGAGGGAACAGGGUUGAUGAGGCGGCUGCGGUCUCAUCCUCCGGGUGUGUUUUGUUAAUUAAUCGACACAAACCAAGUCAUUGUAAAUGGUUUGUAUACAUGACCACACACAGGCGGACUGGGAAAGAUGCCUUUAAUGCAGUAAAUGGCUGAAUGCCUGCUGUCAUCAUAAGACAAUGUUGGCAGGUCUAGAGGCCACUGAGGACAAUCUGAGAGUUACAAUACUGUAAUACAGUAAAAAUGUUGAAAUGACAAUAUGCUUGAAAAUAUAAAUAAGACUAGUGCAACACAGAAGUUAAGCAUGUUCUUUUUUAUUAUCAUGUUACAAGUUUCACUUCAGAGUAUGAUGUUCACCAUACAAAGGAAAUGUUAGAAGCUCAUGUUCACUAUUUCACUUUACAAUAUUUUUAUAUUUUACUACUUUUAUCAUCAACAAUAUGUCCUUUUCCCUUGUUUCCUUUCUCCUUUCCUUUCAAGAUUAUUUUUAAAAAGCCUGAUGACAUUGUCAACUAUAGUCCAGAUAACAUUUUUAACUCUUUGAGUGAAACCUUUAAAGAGGUAAUUUAACAUGUUCACAGUUACAAAUAAUGAUUUAAAAAAACUAUAUAUACCUGGAUGCCUAUGACAGUUAUGAUAUCACAUCAACAAGGAUAAUUAUCUUGGAUAUUAAGGAUUAUAAAUUCCUUUCAAGCAAUGUGUGCUAAAAUGUAGCUAUUCUACCUAAUUCAUCAAUCAAUUUAUGAGCCACUGAACAUUGAAUAAAAACAGAAACAAUUACAGCUGGUUCCUCCCAAAUUAAUGUGAUAUGUCAGGACUUAAGGACCAAAAAUCUUGAAAUUUUACAGCAAUUGCUGAUCUUACUGGAGGUUAGGGAAGAGAGGUGUGACCAGGGGGUUACAGAUUUGGCACAAUGUUGGAAAAGACCAUGAAUCCUCAGAAGACUUUCCCUGGAGAGAUACAAGUUAAAGGGAGAUAAAACUGUCUUGAACGUAACUUUCAAAUAAGUUCCUAUAAGUUAUUCUGCUUAACUCCCCUUUUGUUCAAACAGAUGCUGCCAUGCUUCUUUACAUUCAGCUUAUGAAAAUAGAAAUGCCUGAUUUCACACUUCGCUGUCCUCUUUACCCCCCUUAAAGAUGUCUGGGACUGUAUCUAAUCCGGGUGUGUGGGAGUUCACAGUACUGAUGCGUGUGGAGGAGGGUGUUCAAAAAAACGGGGGAACUUGUAUGUCUUAAUAUAUAUUUUUGCAUUAUUUCUUUAGAGAGCCACUGGGGGAGAUGUGAUGGGAGCAGAUGACACUGUAUGCCUUGAAGCUAGACUAAAAGAGGAGGAGGAGCCAGGGAAGGGGGAUAAUGACAGGAAGAAGAUGAGGAAAUAAGGGGAGUGAGGAGAUGAAAAGGAUUCUAACUGAUGGGGAGGAGAUCGGAGGAAAAGUUGAAAGAGAGGGAAGUGAAAGAGUGAGGAUGAACCUUGCAUGAACACAGUUUGAGGCCUGGAGUGCUGAUUACCAAUCUGUAACACCCUCUCUCUCCCUCCCUCUGUGUGUAACUGUAACUAAUAACUUAAGAUGAAGGCUUUUAAUGAGGGGCUGUAGUUUCAUUUUUAAUUCAGUGGGACAGGAAGGCAGAUGGACUUUACCCUACCAAAGUACAGGCACAGAAGCACUUUGAAUGACCCUUUCUCAGCAAAUAUUGUGUCCCAAAACAAACAUGAAGUUAGUUCAUCUAUUCCUACAAUCAACACAAUUUUUAUGACUAUUUUUCAAUAUCUUAUGCAUGGAAAAAAAGUCUACUUGUCAGC
Thunnus maccoyii (southern bluefin tuna) is the source of this 5291-nucleotide messenger RNA. It is a transcript of the gene kifl, whose product is annotated as kinesin-like protein KIN-14E. The coding region runs from base 1 to 2493 and encodes 830 amino acids. The record is from RefSeq and is a predicted model, not a curated record. Lineage: Eukaryota; Metazoa; Chordata; Actinopteri; Scombriformes; Scombridae. Gene Ontology annotation, biological process: microtubule-based movement. Gene Ontology annotation, molecular function: microtubule binding; ATP binding; microtubule motor activity. The transcript has 20 exons.